Hymenoscyphus albidus is the source of this 1612-nucleotide messenger RNA. NCBI's taxonomy places the organism in Eukaryota, Fungi, Ascomycota, Leotiomycetes, Helotiales, Helotiaceae. The record is from the annotation of a GenBank genome assembly.
AUGAUUAUAACUGAUCAACACCAACAACUCCUCUCCACAUCAAGUACCCCAAUAUCUUGAGGAUACAGGAAACUCCAACUUCUGGGUGCAUUUCAUCUACAAAUACCUGCCCGCCAUGGCUGUCGAGUCAACACCAAACCCUCUGAUUUCUACCCAAAAGUCCUUAGAUAGCGGGCUCCAGGUAGCGCUCCAUCCCCUCGUCCUCUUGACAAUAUCCGACUACAUCACACGACAUACCUUACGACAACAGAAGGGCCCGAUCGUGGGUGCACUACUGGGAGAGCAGAAUGGCAGAGAGAUCACAAUCGAGCAUGCCUUUGACUGUCGAAUGUUAGAGCAGGAUGGCGAGGUCGUUUUGCAUCAAGUAGCAUUUGAGGAGCGAUUGCAGCAAAGUAAGUCGUCAUGUCAUGCUACUCCAUACCGCGUCUUCCUAUGCUGAUCAAGAACCUCGAUUUAAAGUGAAGGAUGUCCACAAAGCACCCGCACUCGAUCUUGUUGGUUGGUAUACGAUCAUGCCCGUCUCCGGUCCCCAGCCCAUCCUCCUCCCCGUCCAUCGCCAAAUAUUACAACUUAAUGAAUCUGCAAUCCUGCUUGGAUUUCACCCCACCGCAGUUCUCGACGGUGCCGUUGGUGGAAAACUCCCUCUCACCAUCUACGAAAGUAAUUAUGAGGCCGAGGGAACAACCGCAGAUGCAGGAGAAGACAAGGAGAUGAAGGAUGGCGAGCCACAACUGAGCCUGCGAUUCAAGGAGCUGCCAUAUACGGUCGAGACAGGCGAAGCCGAAAUGAUCAGCGUUGACUUCGUGGCACGAGGCGGAGGAAAUGCCACCGCGGUCGACGGUACAGUCAAGAAGGAAGCCUCGUCUGAAGAUCCCAAAGGCAAAGGAAAAGGCAAGACCCGUGCCGCCAAAGAUUCCGAAAAGGAACCCGAGGGCGUCAAGAGCGAUGAUCACAUUCUGUCUCGUGAGGACGAGGAGAUGAUAGCCUCGUUGACCGCCAAGGCAAAUGCAAUCAAGAUGCUACGAACGCGCGUCAACCUCAUCGCAACCUACCUGCGCAACCUCCCACCAUCCUAUGUAUCGAGUGCCCUUCCGGAAUGCGUGCAAGUGGAAUCUGAUGAUCAGAAGUACACCCCUGUCAACCACUCGGUACUUCGAUCCAUCCAAGCCCUGCUCACACGAUUGAGCCUACUUAUUCCCGCAGAUAGCGUGACUUUCGAACACCAACUUCUUUCGGAACAAAACGAUGUCAAUCUGGUAUCACUGCUCAGUAAUAUCACCACCAGUAUCAAGGAGGUCCGCACGAUUGGUAAGAAGGCGCAGGUGGUCGAGGGAGCCAAGAUUUCGAGAGGGAAGGGUGGCAUGAGUCUUGCGGCGGGAGAUUGGAAUCCUGCGUCCAUUUUGAAUGCCGGUGAUUUGAUGUCAUGAUAGAUUUCUCUGCAUCCAAAAAGUUUACCUUUUCCAAAAUUAGCGAGCAGCAAGCACAUUUUUCGGCGUUAAGAUUGAUGAUUUACUCAUGAGAAGUUGGGCGUUGGGAUGAUUUUGUACAAGGCUGAGAAGGAAGGUUACUACGAGAGCAUGACAUGAAUGACACAAAAUCCAUGCAUUACGAG